AUGUCUGGGUUUGAUCAACAAAAAAUAGUUCCUAUUUCUGGAUCUUUUAAUGAGAACACCGAAGAUGAUUUACUAAUACCACCAUCAAACAAUAUCCAAACAAGUACCGGAAAUCUUUUAAAUAGAAACCAAUACUCAAUAGACUUACAAUUUGAUGAUGUCAAUAGAGAAAAUACUUAUGGAAACAACAGUUUUGCGAAUUCGAAUGAAGUUGAACAAGAGACACAAAUGGAUCAAGAACCUAGUAAUAGAUUUCAAUCUCAGUCAUAUGAGGUUCAAAGAACUAAACAAGAACCCAGUACACAGGACAGUCAGCUUCAAAAAACAAUUCGAUUAUGUAAUGUAAAGCUUUUAGUUCCUCCACUUAAUUUUGCAUUAGUAGCCGAAGAUGUUUAUCGAUCUGGACACCCUUUGGAAAUCAACCACCCAUUUAUUGAGAAUUUGAAUCUCCGCACAAUAGUCUAUAUUGGAGAUCCACCCUCCAGCAAAGACAAAGGAAAGGACAUUAACAGUGUGAAGAUAUUUCAGCGGUAUCAAGAAUGGGCCAAAGAGCAAAAUAUUCGUCUAGUUCAUUUUCAUCAGCCUUCGGCAAAAGAACCAUUUCGAGAAAACAACAAAGACAUUAUCAAAGAAGCACUCGAAAUUAUUCUUGAUACCAGAAACUUACCAGUACUUUUGAAUUCAAACAAAGGAAAACAUCGAAUUGGCGUCCUCAUUGGCGUUAUGCGAGUUUUACUUCAAGGGUGGUCUCUUGCAACAACAUUUGAUGAAUAUAUUAAAUUUGCAAAUGGUAAAUCAGAUGCUGAUUUGGAAUUUAUUGAACGUUUUAAGGAAGUUAUCGAGUAUGAUUCUGAUUUCGCACCUCAAUGGCUUCGUAAAGCUUAA
Molecule: messenger RNA, 885 nt
Organism: Magnusiomyces paraingens
Lineage: Eukaryota; Fungi; Ascomycota; Dipodascomycetes; Dipodascales; Dipodascaceae
Exons: 1
Coding region: 1-885 (294 amino acids)
Cellular component (GO): cytoplasm
Molecular function (GO): phosphatase activity; inositol diphosphate tetrakisphosphate diphosphatase activity
Source: RefSeq, a predicted model, not a curated record